Messenger RNA from Harpia harpyja (harpy eagle), 4380 nucleotides. RefSeq names its product origin recognition complex subunit 5 (gene ORC5). Gene Ontology annotation, cellular component: nucleus; nuclear origin of replication recognition complex. Lineage: Eukaryota; Metazoa; Chordata; Aves; Accipitriformes; Accipitridae. Gene Ontology annotation, molecular function: DNA replication origin binding. The transcript has 14 exons. The record is from RefSeq and is a predicted model, not a curated record. Bases 19 to 1464 code for a protein of 481 amino acids. Gene Ontology annotation, biological process: DNA replication initiation; DNA replication.
AACUACAGGAACAUCAAAAUGCCUAACCUUGAACAUCCAGCUUACCCAGCAGCUACGCUGCUUCAUUUGGAAAGUUUGGUGCCUUGUCGAGAAUCCCAAGUGUCCGUGUUGCUGUCAAUAUUUGGAGAGCGUCAGCAGUUUACUUUUCCAUCCAUCUUUAUCUAUGGACAUACAUCUAGUGGAAAGACCUAUGUGAUGCAAACUCUUCUAAACACCUUAGAGCUUCCUCAUGUGUUUGUGAACUGUGUGGAAUACUUUACUUCACGACUUCUUUUAGAAGAAAUUCUCAUCCAGUUGCAAAGCUGUUGUUCUGAGACAGAACAGACUUCUCAUGUGCCUUGUGAUACUUUCAAUGACUUUGUACGUCUGUUUAAACAAGCUGUUGUGAGUCGAGAGCUUCAAGAUCAAACACUAUACAUUGUACUGGAUAGAGCAGAGCAGCUGAGGGAAAUGGAAGCAAACAUCCUGCCAGCAUUUCUUAGGCUUCAAGAGUUGACUGACAGAAAUGUGACAGUUGUCCUGCUCAGUGAAAUAGUAUGGGAAUUGUUCCGUCCAAAUAUUGGAUGCUUCGAGCCAUUCACCUUGUAUUUUCCUGAUUACAGCAUAGGACACCUGCAGAAGAUCUUGUCUCAGAAUCAUCCCCCAGAAUAUUCUGCGGAUUUCUAUGCUGCAUAUAUCAAUAUUCUGCUUGGUGUCUUCUACAUGGUCUGUAGGGACCUGAAGGAACUUCAGCAUCUGGCAGUGCUCAAUUUUUCUAAAUACUGUGAACCAGUGGUCAGAGGAGACGCAAAUGAACGUGACACCCGCAAACUCUGGAAGAAUAUUGAACCUCAUUUGAAGAAGGCAAUGCAGACUGUUUAUCUUCGGGAAAUAUCCAGCUCACAGUGGGAGCGCUUACAGCGUGACAACGGAGAACCUGGGCAGUUGAAAGGACUUUCUGCACAUACACAUGUGGAACUUCCUUAUUACUCCAAAUUUCUUCUAAUAGCUGCUUACCUUGCCUCCUACAAUCCUGUUAGGACAGAUAAGAGGUUCUUUCUUAAGCAUCAUGGGAAAAUUAGAAAGACCAACUUUAUGAAGAAACAUGAAAAGACCAGUAAUCACCUCCUUGGGCCAAAGCCAUUUCCCUUGGACAGACUGUUGGCAAUAUUAUAUAGUAUUGUGGACAACAGAGUUGCUCCAACUGCAAAUAUAUUUUCCCAGAUCACCUCUCUUGUGACUCUCCAGCUGUUAUCCAUGGUUGGCCAUAAUGACCAGCUUGAUGGACCACGAUAUAAAUGUACUGUAUCUCUGGACUUCAUCAGAGCUAUUGCCCGGUCUAUCAGGAGAGAUGAAGAUAAAUUACAGACAGAAAUGCAUGCAAUACAUAGGCAACAAUCAAGCCUAUGUCUCAUUUUUAUGAAAUGCCAACAGCAUUACCUCACACCUGUUGCUGCAGCCAGCUUAUUAGCAGGUCUUGGAUAAAGAGUCUGUAGCCAGAACAGAGCCCAGAAAUGACAUGUGGCGAAAAGGAAGAGAAACAUUCUCAAGACCAACUCUUCUUUAUAAUGUGGGACUUCAGAGGAACCUGUGGUGUAGACUGUAUCCCAUAACCUCAGUGCACAUGUUGCUCUCCUGAGCUAUUAAAUGUCCAAUAGCCUUGUCGGUAAACCCCACAGACACACUAAUUUCAAUUUGCAAUUGGACAGGCCAUAGAACGAAACUUCAUCUGGUUCAGGCCUGGCUGGACCACACUGCCAGGACCUCCAUGGCUUCGCUAUGUCACUUUGCUAUUCCCAGCAAUAAAGUCAGUUGUGAAUGAUGCCCUGAAAAAACUCCCACUGGUACCAAGUACAGCAGACCAUCUGCUCAGCAACAUGGAUCAUUGUGUAUACAAACGUCCCCAAGUUCUUGUCUCUGCUCUAACUCCUACGGUGAAUACAGAGACCAGUUCAUUAAACUCUGUAUGGACUAUGAGGGUCCUUGAAUUGAGGUACUUGAAAUGACAGCCCUCUCCUUGCAACUUUAACAUCUUUAGAAGUUUCAUUGACUCCGUUAAAGUUGCUGGAAAGGUAGAGAUAGCCAGAAAACAGGACCUAAACUUGUGCUAUGCAGCUCAUGCUUACCAGAGAAAGUAGUUGUGGGAGAUGCUAUCACUUCAAAUCUCAGUGCACAGUAUAGUGCUUUGGCUUGCUUUCCUUUAGGUCACAUGUGUGUGUAUAUAUAUCCUGACUGACUUUUCCUACAUGUUAUGAGGAAGAAAGCAGGUCUUUUUUUCCCUGUCCAAGUAGUUUGGAAGUGUUUAUAUGCUGCCUGGAUAGGGCCAAAAAUGACCUGACAGAUUUUAAAGUUGGCCUGUUCUACUUUUCUCCUGUUCCCCCUCCCCCCCUUUUUUUUUCUUGCUUUGUUCCUUUGUUACACUUCUUUUAUUAAGUAUCUUUUGCAGCCUACAGUCUUUGUAAAUCUUUGAGGAUGAUCCAUAAAGUUACAAGGUUCCAUGAACCCAUGAUAAAUGGGCUUCCCCCUUGUCUUGAUGGGACUAGCUACAGGGCGAAGGCAUGAUGAUCUGUGCUUUAAGAAAUUUCAUUUUCUAGCUGUGCUGUAGUCUUACAGCUGCCUCUAGUUUUUAACCACUCGUGGGAGAGGUUAUAUUUAUUGCAGAGAAGGAACUACUUCAUCAUUUCAACCAAAAUACACAUCAAGUAAGCAGCCCAUCUCCUGAUUCUUUUUUCUCUGUUACUAUAAUAGUACUGAAGUAAUUUUGUUAGUCACUAAAAUCUUCAGAUACCUCAGCCUUGUUACAAUCUCAGCCUUGCUACUCCAGCAUAUUUCCUAAUGGAAGGCUGAAGAGUGUAAAAAGCAGGACAGAAAAUAAUGCGCUCUCCCUCCCCUCCCCACUCCCAUUCAGGCUGUUCAGAUUAUCAUUUCAUUUUCUGUAUUUUUUUAAGCAAAAUUGGGGUUUGCCUUUAAAACAACAAAACAAAAGCCACCUGGUUUUGGAAGAGUAAAAAACUUGUGUGUCUUCCUGUGGCUUUUAGUGUGAUAACUGCUGGCCGUGCACAGUCUCUCUCCUUAGUACCACAGAACCUCAUGUCUGGCUCUAUUCUGUUGCAUAUAUUCAGUCUUUGCAGAGAUAUUCCUGUGCUUUUUACCACGUAGUAUUUACAUGCUUAGCUGAAGGUAAGGUUAGACAUUUCUUUGUUAGAAAUUUUUAAUUUCUGUUUUAAGAAUUUCAGACCUAAGUUCAUAAAUUUUCUGUAGCUGAAGUGGGGAUCUCUUAAUGUUUGUUGAAUGUAAUGCGUCUUUUCAUAUAGUGUCUAAUGAACCCAGUUGUUAUGACAGGAUGACUGUGUUUCAUUUAGUUGAUAAGGUCAGCAUUUGUUAGAGUGUGUGAUUUUCUUUCUGUGGAAAGCCUUGUAACUAAAGCAGUUUUCUUGAGUGACACAAUGUCAUGUGAGUCUAACAAUGGCGGUUAAUUUCUUUAAUUUUGUCACUGGAUUAUUAAGUAGACUUAAACACAGUAUUUCUUGUUGGGGAUCUUGGGGAUUUCUGAACUUUUUCUCUGCCCAAUAUGAUGUUUUAUAGAAACUUUUUGAAAAGUGGGUUACAGGAUGAUGCAUGAACAGAGAAUAUUAAAUGAUUGUAGUCUAACAAAUAAGACAUUCAGCCAGUUAAUCUCACUUAGCAUUGUGAGCGGUUAUUUUUGCGUCAUUGAAUACUUUUUAAAAAAAAAAACUUUUAUACUUGUCAUUAUAUGCAGUAAUUUGCAUUAUUUAUUCAAACAGUAAACCCCUAAGUCUGAGUGUUAGAUUGUAUAGCAGAAUGAGUUUAGAGACAAAAAAAUAAUUAUAUGUUUUAUUCUACUGCUGUUUUAUUCUGCCUGCCAUUAAAGUACAAAAGUAUACAUUAAAAUCUUCUAUCCCAUUGAGAGGCAUUCUUGGAUUUUUCAAAUUUAGCUAUGAACAUGGGUCAACUAGUGUCAAGACUGAAAGAACGCAGACUGCAAAUGAGUGCAGAUGAAGGAGUUACAUAGUACAUGCUAAAACAGGUGGUUUGGAAGAUGAACAAAACAUUCAAUAGCAUAAAAGAUUGCUACUUUGCAUCACCAACUAGAGUAUCAUGUUUACCAUGCGAAAAUAUAAUUGUAUUAACUUUGAUGUAUUUUUACUGCUUGAUGAUUGAAAUAAGAAUCUUCCAGUUUUUACUAGAAAUCUACUUUAUUUCUUUUUUAGAAUCUUACAAAGUUUAAAUAAUCAGAAGACAGGUACUGUAAAUAACACUAGAGGUUAAAAAUUCAUUCAUCCUUGAUUGCAUUUCUUUUGGGGGUAUUGCUUGAUUUUGAUUGUGCAGAAUGUCCCACGUGUGCUGUCUCCAAACAGGUUAAAGUCUAAGAUGAUUGCU